AUGUUUUCUACGCUUACUAAGUAUGCGAAGACAGCAGCUCUAUCUAAAUACUUUUCUUCAUCAAAAAAGAUGAGAAAAGCUAGUGUAGCAGUGAUAAAACCUCAGGUUAAGCAGUAUGAGCAAAGUGAUCAUAAUGUCAUUCGUUCACUUUCUAUGCUUUAUGCAGGAGGAUUGAUGGGAAAAGUAAAAUAUGAACAAACAAGAUCAGCUCUUGUUAUGAAAAGUACUAAGAAACACACCAAGAAACUAGGUUCUGUGUCAAAAGAAAGAGUUUUGUUUGGUAUGGGUAUCCCAAUUCCUAAACUCCUUCCCUAUGGGUUGUUAAUGAAAAAAAUUGAAGAAAUUGAUGUGGGGGAAUUUUAUUCAAUAAGGGAAACCCUAUGCCAUGACCUUCCAACUGAUCAGCGGGUUGAUGGGGUCUAA
This is a messenger RNA of Porites lobata, 423 nucleotides long. The record is from the annotation of a GenBank genome assembly. NCBI's taxonomy places the organism in Eukaryota, Metazoa, Cnidaria, Anthozoa, Scleractinia, Poritidae.